Molecule: messenger RNA, 435 nt
Organism: Rotaria sp. Silwood2
Lineage: Eukaryota; Metazoa; Rotifera; Eurotatoria; Philodinida; Philodinidae
Source: the annotation of a GenBank genome assembly
AUGACAAGUAAAUGGUUACUAUUGAUAUUAUAUCUUUUCAAUAUUUUCGAUCAAAUUCAUGCUCGUGAAUCUUCAUUACAAUGUUGGAAAUGUGAAGUUACAGUUGAAUCAUCAAAAGAACCAGGAGUAUUUCAAGAUGAUUGUCAAGCACAAUUUGAUUUUACGGAACAUACAUUAGAAGAUUGUGAUGGAAAAUGUUGGAAAUCAGUUGAUUUACUUGAUAUGAAACGAUUAGGAAAUAAUAGUCAAGAACGAUUAAAAUUAAAAGAUGCUGCUUUAUCAUCAUUAAAAUCAAGUCGUCGAUGUUUUUCAGCUGAUGAAUUAUUACGAACAGCUGAGAUGGAUCAAGAUAUGUGUAAUAAAGUAACGAAAUUAACAGAGAACUUUUUUAUUUAUUGUAGUACUAUUUUAUUUGUGUUGAUGUUCAUAUUGUAG